GCUUAGCAGCAGAGCCCUCGCUCGCUCGUUCGCUCGCUCGCGCGCCGUUGCCGGCCCGUUGUAGGCAUGCUCAGCUCCAGUCCCUUGCAGUGGCAGCCGCCCGCUCGCUCGCAGCAGCAGCAGCAGCGACGCCGCGGCGCACGCGAAGCGCCACUGGCCGCGCACAACGAGGCAGCAGUGAUGGCCUCUGCUGAGCAGCUGAGUUCCUGCCUUCACCAGCACCGCUCCUAGGCCACACACACACUCUCACAUACACACUCACACAUACAGACACACACUCCUGUAACACACCCCCUUCAGGUACACCUUCACACACACGCAAACACAAGCACGCACGAUGUACAGUGUGGAGGACCUGCUGAUCUCUCAUGGAUAUAAACUGCCCAGGAGUGGCCCUGCAUCCUCCUCAUCUGCGCCUUACGACAAUCGCAACAACGAGUGUCGGCGUGACAACGUGGAGAAUCGUCCUGCUGGUGGUGGAGGGGGUGGGGCCUUGAACGGUUUUGGGACAGCAGAGGGCGGAGCAGACGGGCGGACAGAAACAGGGACGGGGGCAUACAGGCCAGCUCAGACUGUAAAAGCGUACCCCGAAAACAACAAUAACAUUAAUGAGGGACAUGAACGAAUCCAGAGGAGGCUGGAAGUUCCUGUCGGUUUCCUUGGUGACCUGCAGCCUCUGGGAGACUCACUGGCUACUGACAGUGGGUUUUAUGACGCCCCCAGCCUGACAUUUUCUGAACAUACAGAAGAACGAGAUAUCUCCUACUGGAGAAGGAGAGGGCAGGACUUCAGUGCCCUGUUGGAUUACGGUGAUCCUAGGGAGCUGCGUGUGUCUGGAGGGCUAUGGAGAGGCCCAGUGCUGGCUCCAGAGGAACUGAGGGCUGAAAGGCCAUUAGCACGAUGGGAGGAAGGGUCAUGGAUGCGAGAGGCCAUAGACUCAGGCCCAGAGACUCUGCGGGUAACUGGGGAGAGGAAAUGCCAGAGCCUAGGUACAGAGGAGUGGCGCCCUGCGGUGGGUCUGGGUCGGCAGUUGUCUGAUGGGGAGGCUGAACGCUGGUCUCAGGAACAGCAGCACCGUCUGCGACCUGCAGAAAGUAGUGUACCUGCUACGGUCAGGAUGAAGUCUCAGUCACUGCCCCGUGUUCUCUCUCCAGAAGAUCCACAAUACAGAGAACUUCCCCAAGCAGGUGCCGCAAGCCAGGCCCCUACUCAGAGAAACAACAGCUCUGUGCCAUAUGGUCGUUAUCAUAGUGAAUGGCCAAUGGGAGAGCGGUGGAGUGGUCAGUCUCAUGGUCAAGGUCCUGUUGCACUUGUGCCAAAGCCACGGUUCAGUCGCCCUGUAAAGCCCCCAUCUUAUGAGACUCACCAGCAGAACAGGGGGAGCUGGGAAACACUCUCCUCUGAACCAGUUUCCAAACCUAGAGACCGGUCGGUUUGUUAUUCUCAGAGCUUUGAACCAUUAAGAGACAGGUCAGGGUGUUAUUCUCAGAGUGCAGAACCCUUAAGAGAUCGGUCCAUUUGUUUUUCACAGAGUGCAGAGCCUCUAAGAGACCGCAUGGUGAGCCACUCUCAAAGUGCUGAACCACUACGAGAUCGAUUUAUCAGUCACUCACAAAGUGCAGACUUGUUAAGAGACCGCUUUAUAACCCACUCUCACAGUGCCGAUCUGUUAAGGGACAGAUCACUUUGUUAUUCUCAGAGCUCAGAACUACUCAGAGACAGGUCUAUCUGUUACUCACAAAGUGCAGAGCUACUGAGACCAGAGGCAUAUAGGGCAGAUUUGCUUUAUCAGGAAUUGACUGGUAUGGAGCCCCCUGGAUACAUCCCACCCCCCUCUUACAGAAGAUUUCCGCCUCCCAGGGGUGGGCAGAUUUUCCGUGCUGACUCUGCCCUUGUCCGAUGGAAACGAGAACCAGUAAGUGCCGAGAUGGGGGAGUGGUUUUCCAGAACAGCAGGAUUGUCAUGGUCAGAACGCCGGGAAGACAGGAGCAUGGCAGUAGUCCCCAGAAGGCCAGUGCAUCCAGCACCUGUUGUACCAAAUCGACCAGGGCACGUGCAGUAUGUCCCGUUUGAUGACCCACGCAUCAGGCACAUCUCAGGGGGGCCAAGUGGAAACUCACUCACAGACGCAGACAAGAUCCGUCACGUCAACAAAGAGCUUCCCUGUGCUGCAGCUUUAGGACAAUCCACACAUGAUAGUGCCUUCCUCCCUACCCAGGGGCCGAGCACGGACACUCACAAACCAGCUCUCAGUGAACAUGAGAAUGCUAGUCGAUGGCACAGGGGGUUGAACAAAGGCAAUGAAAGUGUAGCACCAGACCAGAGCUUUUCCAAGUUCCCCACAACCUUUCAGACCAGGCCCUCACAACCAGUCAUCAAAGUUGACAGAAGUGCAGACCAGCCAGUUAGGGUAGAGAGAAUUCCAGACCAGGGUCAAGUCAAGGUAGAGAGGGUUACAGAACUAGUUAAAGUAGAUAGAGCUGCAGAACAGGGCAAAGUAGACAAAAUAACAGACCAGGUAAAGCCAGACAGAGUUGCAGACCAAGUCAAAGUUGAAAGACUUACAGAAGUUAAGCCAGACAGAUUUACAGACAAGCAGAUUAAAACAGAGAGGAUGCCAGAACAAACGAAAAUAGAUAGGAUUCCAGACCAGGUUAAAACAGAUAGAUACUCUGAAAAACAAACUAAAAUGGAUGUAAAAGCUGAAAGAAUUCCAGACAAGACACUCAAAGCUGACAGGAUUUUAGAUAAGCCAAGUAAAGUAGAUAGAGUGCCAGACAAGCAAGUGAAAGUAGACAGAAUUCCAGAAAAAUUAAAAGCAGACAAAAUGGCAGAAAAACAGAGUAAAUCAGAGAAAUUAACUGAAAAGCUGAAUAAGUCAGAUAAACAGACAAAAGCAGAUCUAAGUGUGGAGCAGAUAAAAACUGAAAAAGUCUCUGAGAAACAGACAAAGGCAGACAAAUCCAUGGACAAAGGUUCCUCAGAGAGUGUUUCCACAGCAAAAACAGAACCGGCCCAGGAGCCUGAGAAAAAGAGUGUGAAAAAGAAAUUAAGUGAGACUAUUUUCUGCUUGGUGUCUGUCCCCCUUUCACAGUCUAGUGGCAAGUCCAGAGAUCAAAACAACAAUGAAGAGAAAGAACCGGAUUCCCCUCCAAUUCCUCCACCUCCUCCACCAAGCUCCUCCAGUGAGAACAGCAACACCCUUGGCUCCCUGCCAAACCAAAGCCUCAAAAGCACAUCCACCACCUCCACUGACUUGGAACUACAAGCACUUACACUUGGCAGCGCGUCCAGUAGCAUAGUCACGAGAAGAGCUCAUCGCAGGAGGAACUCUCGCACUAGGAUCAUUAAACCAAAUCCCCAUGAUGAGCUUAGACGGUAUUCUGGUGCUUGGCCAGGGGACCAGUAUCGUGACCAGGAAACCCAAACUAGCCCUGAGCUCGCAAAGAGUGCUCAACAUCCGGGUCCUGAUAAAAUGGAAGCACAAACCUUGCCUGCAGUCCCAGAAGCAGAGGUCCCUGCAGAAAGUGGAUCAGGAGCUCCAGCUGCUGCAGGAGCUACAGGAUCUACAGGGGGCACAGGAGCCCCAGGAGCUCCAGCAGUUCCAGGAGUUACUGGCGUUCCAGGAACUACAGGGGCCCCAGGGCCAACAGGACCCACAGGGCCUACAGGGGCUAAAGGGACCACAGGGGCAUCCGGUGCGGCUGGGGCAACAGACCCGAGUACUCCCUAUGGGUAUCCCAUGAAAGGUCAGAAAAGCCUGAAACCAUCCAGCAACAGCGCCUUUUCAAGGACAGGUACCUUCAAGAGCACAGGUUCACAUAGACCUCCGCUACACCCUCCUCCACACCCGCCACCCCCACCUCCAAACCAACCACCAUCCCAGCCUCCACCACCACCUCCAACACAGCCCCCAGCCAAGUCACCACCUUUGGACCAGGCUGAAAAUGCCAAAUCAUCUGCAGGCCCUAACCCAGAGGCUUUUGGUCAAUUCCUGCUGAAGCCAGUGACCCGACGGUCCUGGGAUGCCAUUGAGGAACUGGAGUCUAUUAAUAAAGAAUUGCAAGAACAAGCAAGUAAACGUCCUACUGUGGACCAGUGCAUUGAAGAUCUUAAUGAGGCCUACAAAGACAUCCUGGAGCUCAGCACUGCCAGCAAUAACCUUACCAACCGCUCCUCCAUGCAAAUCCCUGAUCGCAUCAAAGCCAGAUUGUCCAGUGAACCCCUGGGAAUUUCUGCAACUACACUUCGGCCCAGCCUGGUCCCAGGGAGUGACCCAGAAUACAGGGAGGUUAAGAGUGCCUUUUCCCGACCAUCAACUGGGAAGAGUGUUAGCUUCAGCAAACAGCUAAGGGAGGAAAUUUGUCCUGCACCUCCUCCACCAGAAACAGGUUUCAGAGAUUACAAAACAGUAAUGUCCCAGAUAACUCACCGCAAAGCCUGUAGAUCAGUGAAGUUGGACCUCCUGACUUCUAAGGAAACUCCAGUCAAAGAUGACAGUUUGGCUGCACUAACUUCCUCCACUUCGUCCAUGGGGGCUGAGGUCCCAUGGGCGGACAGGCAGCCCAUGCAAGAUGCAUCUACUCUAACCAGCCCCCCAGACUAUGAGCACAUAUGUCAAACGCUCCAAAUGGCCCGUGAUUCUGGGGCCAUCAGCCGAGGGGCUUCUGUAAAAUCCAAACCAGGUAGUGCUAUGAGCAUUGACACCCCGCAGCAUGUGGCCAUGCCUGGUGUGUCUGCAGUAGAUUCAGAGCAGCCAUGCUCUUCCUUAGCAUUAGAUAAUGAAAAACAGGUAAGACAGGAGCCAGUCUCUCUAUUCAGGGAAGAGAGAAGCUCAGGCUUUAGGCGGGUAACAAGCCAGAGUACCAAAUUCCUUGGAAACAGGGGAAUGCUGAGUAGCAUUGCAACUGGCAAGUCAGUUGGAGACAAAGCAGGUUUAGAGGCAAACCCUGAAGUACCAGCUGACUGGCAGAUACAGCUGUCAUUAGCUGAGAAACAUAUUGCUACCCUUAUCACAGGGGAAGAGUCCAAACAUGGGACAGCUGAUGACAUAGAUGAAAUGAGCAAGGUUGAUAGAGAAGAGGGCAUUCCUGCCAGUGAGUUAGUAGAAGAUCAAGCAAACAAGACAGUGCAAGAAGACAGCCUUGUCACUUGUGAAGAAAGGGAUGCACAGAUAGAGACACAAGAGAAUGAACCAACACAAGGGGCUGAAUGUCAGUUGCCGAUAGAAAUAAUGAAUGAUGGUGAUAAUACAAAGGAAAAGAUGCAGAUAGAUUCAGAAAAGACUGAUCAGGAAGACCCAAUGAUUAAAGGCAAAAAGGUGCAAGAGCAAACCCAGGAGGGUGACCCAGGAGAGCCCAAGAAAGACUCUAGUGUUACUUUAAGACCUAACAAGGCUGCAAUGUGGACUCAUUCAGGUGUGGAUCCAGGGCUACUACCAGAAUUUCCUCCUGAUCACUUACCCCUGUCUGUGUUAUCUUAUCCAAAUCGUAGGUUAUCUUUAGGAUUGGACUGGGAGAGAAGUAGCUGGGAAGGAGAAAUGUGGAACAGUGGGGGUGGUUGGGCAAGAGAAAGGCGGUCCCUUGAUGCUGAAAGGCAGGACUUAGAUGGGGAUAGGUGGGCUUUGGAUGGUGAUAGACAACAAACCAGUGGUGAAAAGCGGGGUUUGGGUGGUUGGCGUGGGUGUGGAAUUGACAGGCAGGGUGCCGAUGACUCAGACUGGGAUUUAGACAUUGGUAAGCGACAUACGGACACAGGGGAUAAAGAGCAGAGUGUGGAUGCAACAAAAUGGAACGUUGAGCAAACACAGGAUCAAAGUGAAGAUCAAAGUAGUACUCCUUCUAACAAAGACUUGGAUGCGAACAAACAUAACACUCCAGAUAAGGGAGGAGUUCAAGGUGCUGAAGUAGGUCCAGGUGUCAAAGACGUGCAGGCCUCAAGUUUAGGAAGACGGGGCCGUGGACUUUCUCAGCGAAUUGAAGCCCUGCAUGACCGUUUUAUGGCCCCACCUGGACAUGGGUCAGAGGAGAGACUCGCCCGAAUGAGGGAGGUGGACACUGUCUCUCGCAUGAGACGCCUUAGCCUCCGUAGCACAGACUCAUGGGAUGGACUAUAUGGGGUGAGCUUUGUGACUAGAGCUGAAGAGGUGGGGAGGGAUGAUGAACAGUCCCUUCCUUCCUCCCAGGAGCUUCCAAAUGCAGCAGAGAAGGUGGAGAGUGAGAGCAGUGAACCUGGUGAAACACAAGAUAACCAGCCAAUCGCAACAGAGUCACAGGAGCCCACCGAGGUGGAGAAGUCAUAGCUGAUUGCCAGAAGUCAAAGGUCACUGGGUCAGGAGUCAUCCAUUGCCACUAAGGGCCAGCUUCCAACACUGUGACCUGGCUAUCUGUUAAAUGCCUUCAUUUUCAUAUGCCGCUCACACAAAAAUACAAAGACACACAUACGCACAUACACUGACAGUCGCAGUUCAUGCACUAAAUAAUUGCAUAAUGCAUAUGCAGACACGUUAACAUGUAAACAAACUCGCGCAAACAUGAAUUCAUCGUCAUGUAUGCACAUACUUUCAUGCACAUUCAAAUACAAACAAACACAUAUAAAAUGGCCUUCUCCGACAAGAGCAUUGUGUAUCAACUCCACCCCACCUCCGCUCUGAUCCAGCUCUGCUGGAUUUCUUAAUGUUGCUGCUCCACUGCCAGAAGGAGGCAAGUCUCAACCAUUCCUACCUUCCACAUCCUCCCUCACACAGUGUGUUUUCUUUCUAUCCCUUAACGUCUGAUGGGGUCUGUAAAACUCAAGCAUUUAUUGUGGCCCAGUUUUCUCUACAUGAAAUGUAAUAUAUCGCAAGUUUAUUACAAUAUAAUCUAUAUUAUAAUAUAGCCCUGCUAUAUAUUCCAUUUUAUGUGGGCCAGACCCUUUGAAGGGAUAGUUUAGCAAAAUAAUGUUAAACGGGAAUUCCACCAAUUUUUCAUAAUUUCUGCAUAAUUUCAAAUGUUGAGAUGUAAAUAAGUCGUUCAGAGUGGGGUUGAUGUGAAAUGGUACACUGCAGAGUGGCAUACCAACUCAGAUUUCUUUGCAGUGGUGAUAUGAACCAGGGGUUACAAUGUCUACAACAAAAAUAUAGCCAUUUUAUUUAUAAUCCAAUGUAACCAGUGAAACUUCAUGUCUGAUAGGUUUGUAUAUGUGAUGUUCAUGAUGCUAAAAUAGGGGAAACAAAGAACUAUUUUGCCUUACAACACUCAUCUUCAGCAUUAUUGUAUUUUAUAAAUACAUUUUAGGCCAAAACGUUAUCUUAGAACAAUGUCUCAGUCAUCAGGCAGUGUGUUCUUUACCAUUUUGUGUAAUAACUUUCUAGGAGGGAGCUUUUAGAAGCAUUAAACUCUUCAGACAUCUGGUUCUUAUCACCACCACAGUGAACUAUUCUCUCAGUAAAUUUAUCUUCGAUGGACUUUCUCACAUCAAACCACUCUGAAUGACUUUAAUUACAUCUUAAAUAUCAAAUUAUGCAAAUAUUAACAAAAAUGAUGACAAAAUGACAAAUACCUUUCAUGAUAACUUGCAACCUUAGCUUGUAUUCAUUGUUACCCACAUUAGCAUUGUUUGGUUGAAUUAUCCCUUUAAUACUAAACCUGCAUGUGUAAAAUUCAUUCUUAUGUCUUAUUGUGUCUAAAACGUUUCAGACACUCGUCUCCGUUAACGACCCCAACAACAAAAUAAUGCCAGACCUCGUCAGCCUGAUCAUGUUGGGAAGCCUCCUCCCCUGUCCUCCCCCUCCAAAGUUAAGUUGGGAGUGAGUCGUAGCGGCACCUGUCCUCUUUCCCCCAGUGCUUCUCUUCUGCUGACAUGGAACUUUUGUCAAUUGUCAGAACUUGUGGUCUCUUCGUAGUCCAGUGUAAGUCAGUUCGUCUGUUUGGACAUGAAUGUUCCGUCGGCGCUUUUACAUGUUCAUAUUUUGUUCUCAUUUUUUUUAAACCAGUGUUCGCAGACUUUACAGGACUGUUUGCAUUCCUUUCUUAUUUUAAGCAUUGCCUGAGCUGUUUAAUUCCAAAAAACAAGAGCUCCAUCUGAGAUGGGCAGCUGGAACUAUAGUAGCAAGUGAAGAUCAGUGGCUCAAGAACUGUUUUUCUUUACCACUCAAAUUGAUCAAAGAAGCUCAUUGCUUUUUGUUUUUGUUUUUUUUGUUUUUAUCCACAGUGCCCUAAUACCAGAACUUUUUCAGCACACUGUAACAUAUGUCCCUGAGAGCUACAGUACUUGCUGUGGUGAUUAAAAUGGUAUAUGUAUUAUAGAUUAAAUAGAAGCCUGGAUAGGAUGAGCAUUUUAGAAUUUGAUGAGAAGCACCUUGUGAAUGGAAGGUUAUCAGAUAUUUUAUUUUGCUAAAAUCAAAGAUAAUUCGAGCUACGGAGUGGCCUUUUUUUGAGAACACACCAGUAAUGAUAAGCCUAUGUGGAGCCACCAACACAAUGUUUGAUAUGUUCCAUAUCAAAAUGUUUAUGAAUGUUUGUACGAUAUGUCAAGUAUCUUAAAUGCCAUUGAUUGACCCAGGUUUGGGGAAUUUUUUUUCAGGCAAAGACUUUAAAAACAGGGUCCAGAAAUGAACACAUAUAUUAAUUCCUGAAUUUAAUGCGGUGUCUCUGUCCCCCGACCCCUUCGGUAACUCCCAAGAGCAAUAAAUGCUUACAAGUGUUUGCGAUGAAACAGAUAAACAUGUACAGAUUUUUAGGACUUUAAGUAGGGAAAACGUCAAUAGGACAUGAAUUGAAAAGAUACAAAACAUUAAAAAACAUAAUGUGAUAUCAUUACAAUGCAUACCAUUUUGCUAAUAGUGGUCCCAGAGACAGCAAACGUUUGAUAGCAUACGGCACGAUAUUGUAUGGUACGGUAAGGUGAUAGUGUAUGAUAGCUAGAGCAAUAUUGUCCAACAUGACGCUCGGUGGCUGUAGAAUAUGUGAGAACCAGGAUAGACUCAUGUGUAAAAGUGUCAUCUGUCUAAAUGUCGCUCAACAAGAACGUGUUUCAGAUUUUGUGUGUGUGUGUGCAUGAGUGUUGGCUUGCUUCCCCCCGCCCCGCCACCUGCCCCGCCGCCCGCCCCGUCAUUGCUCUCCAUGCCAUCCAUGUGUAUUUACAAAAAGAAAAACUGCAUUUCACCGAAUAUUUAUUUUUGUUAUCAUUGAAAUUGUUAACCAGUCCACAUAAUGUACAAAAUAAAGGUAUAUUUUAAAUAUUUUAAGAGAUAUUUUGUAUUUACCAUGAUAUUUUAUUUCUUUGCUCUUGGAUCCAGUUGGCAGUAUCAUAUUGCUGUAUAGCGCAGGAAGAAGAGUAUAUAAUUUUCUAGUGCUUUUAAAAAAAAUUAAGACUAGGUCAAUUUAGCUGAGCUAAUAUCUCUGAGACACCUGCAGUAUGCCUUGUUCUUGCUCUGAAAUUUGUGAAUGAUAAGGGUUGUCACUGCAUACCUUGAUUUGACGUGGAUUUCAGCUUGUGCUUGGAAUAUGUAUCACACUCAGUUGAUAUUUGGUACUCUGAAUAAAGGAGUCCAUAUGGCAUUAACAUUUAGUGAAUUGGCCUUCCAGUCACCUACAUCAGUCUACACACUUAACAAUGGCCAGCUUUUUCCAGGCAGAGAUUAAAACUAAUAGUAGAAUAAAAACAAAGAAUCCCAAUUGACAUUUUAUUCUAUUUCAAGGCUAAACUUAAAGGAAAAGUUUGGCAAAAAAUCAAAUGUACACAAUUUUCUACUUUCUACCCCAGUUUCUCCAUGUUUGGUGUCUAAAUUUUGCUUCUUUAGUUCAGCACUGGAGGUGCAAGGCUAAUGUUGCUAUUAAUAGAAGUCAAAAGCCACCUACAUCCUUUGCAUAAAUACAGAACUUCUCUCAACCCAUUCAAACUGCAUCCAAAUCUUCAUCAAAUUUCAAAUUUUGCUUCUUUACAUUUGAGCUGGAGCUGCGAGGCUAACAUUGUUAACAAACACUAGAAGUCAAUAGUCACCCAAAUAUUUUCUGGAACACACAUCCUCAAAACUUCUCUAAAUCUGCUGAAACCGUACACAUAUGAUGGAUAAUACUGGAGUCCAAAUUUUCCUUCUUUAGUUUAAAGCUGGAGCUGUGAGGCUAAUAUUGCUCACAAAGAUGUCAACAGAAUUCAAUAGUCACCCAAAUCUUUUCUUUAAAAUACAUCCUCAAAUACGAGACAGACAAGAUCUGAUAUAAGAUCAGUUCUGCCGUGUGAGUUUUGGUUUCUGGUUUGUUUGAAAUGGCUUCCUGGAGCAGUUAAGUUUAUUUCAUUUUAAUUGCUCACAGUAAGUCAUACUGUGCUCUUAAGCAGGGUUUUACAACCUGAUGUCUGUGGACCACUGGUGGGUUGCAAAGCACCCUGUAGUCGUCCACGGCCCUGAACUUUGGGGGCACAGUAGGUCUCAGUGGCUUUAACUCAUAAAAAUGUGACUUUAAGUCAUUAACACACAAGUGGACAAAAUAUUAACUUAAUGAAUUAGUAAUCAACAAGCAAAUGUUUUUAAAUUAUAGCCAAUGUACAUACAAAUAAAAACAUUGCGCAUCAUCAGUUUGAGAUGUAGACAGUGAGGCAGAGACGGAGGAGCUUCUCAGGGCGCUUUCACACCUGCCUUGUUUGGUAAAGACCUACCAGACUUUUCUUUAGUUGGCUCCGUUUUGACGCCAGUGAAAAACUCCACCUGCAUUCGGGUCUGCAACAGAGAGCUGAACCAGUCCGACAAAAACCUUGGGUCUCGGUUCUGUUGGCAGGAAGCGGUCUGUGAAGAAAUUAGGGGAUUCAUCAACAGAGCUCACUUUCCUCUUCUAGUCUCACACUUUAAAGACUCUCAUUUGCUCUCGUUUCUGCAUCGCAAGCUGCUUUAAAAUAAAAUAAUAGUCAAGAUAUGCAUUUGAUGGAACACAUUUUUCACGGAACAUAAGCAAUGUUUGGUGAUAAACCUCAAACUGAAAAUCUGAUGACACAGAAGCAGUUAUAAAGUAAGGUUUAUUAUUAUUGUUGAUUGUGAUGACACUAAUCCAAAAGCCCUGUGGUUUGGCUGUUUCAAAUUAAUCACAAAUAUCUUAAAAACUAUGAACAUAUGCAUUUUUUAACAUAACUGUACAUUUUGGGACUUGUGACUGAGCCAAAAUGGAUGAUCUGAUCCUGUUCAGGCCCUGAUUCUCAGGUUUUCAGGCUCAGCAUUUAAGAAAAGAAAAAGAAAAUUUAAAAAGUUGAUUUUAGUUGAUAGAAGUUUUCCUGUGGGCCACUGUGCUUUGUAAUUCUAAACAGGUGGGCCUUGGAAUAGAAAAGUUUGAGAAGCACAUCGACAUGUCUGCAUGACCUUAACAAAGACCGGGAUGCGGUUUGAGUGGGUUGAGAGAAGUAUUUACAAAAAAGUUUUGACAAAGUAUUUGACAGCUGCAUUAGUCUCAAAGCUCCAGUUCUAAACUAAAGAUGUAAAAUUUAAAAAUGAAAUAUGCGUUGACUUGGAUUUUUUGCCAAACUAUUUCCUUAUAUGAGCAUUCCACAUAUUUCUUUAGAAUCAUUUCGGAGUAAUUUAAUUGUUGAGAUAUAAACAAAGUCAAAAUUGUCUUCUGAGUUUUUACAUGUGCUGUUGAUAGAAAGUAAAAUCUGAAAAACAUAUAUUCUUUGAGUACACUUUUCCCUUAAAACGCCUUACAUGUACUAUUCUGCCAUGAAUAGGUUUUGUAAAAGGCAAAACCUUAUUUCAGAACUAUUAUUAAAAAAUGCGUCGGUUAUCUGGUAUUCGUAACUAUUUCAUGUAAUAACUUUCUGUGAGGGAGCUUUUAGAGACAUUAAAGACUUUAGACGUCUGGUUCUCAUCACCACCAUUGUGUUUCUCUACAACAGAGCAUUUCAUAACAAACCACUCUGAAUGACUUUGUUUACAUUUUAACAAUUCAAUUUUACAGAAUUUUUGAAAAGUCAGUGGAAUUCCUGUUUAACCUGGGGUUUAGUCCAAGGCUAGGCUUAACCUUUUUUUAUGAGGCUAGAUUAAAUCUGAAAUCCAGCUCAAAGUUCAUACGGUAGCCUAAAGUGUAUAUGACAAAACAAACAGCUGCGGCGUUAAUAAUUUCUUUCUUUAACUUUAGUCGUUUUAUAAAAGCUAAAUGUGGCCUUAUUUUUAUUUGAGCAUUUGUAUGUCUUUGAUUGUCAAUCAUGCAGUGUUUUUCAUUCAUUCAUACCAACAUUUUUAUUUUCUAGAAAUAAAAAAGGAAUCUUUUAGUCAUGCAGCCAAAUAUGUAUUAUUUAUUUGCAAGUAUGAUAAGCUAAAGUCUAGCUGGAAGGAACAUUUGUAGCACAUGGACUGGAACUGUUCUCCCCCUCUCAUUCAACAGGCCCAUAACUGUUAUUAUUUUGAGCUGUUUUCAUGACUGAUGUAGCAUUUUUCACCAGUGUAGCACUCGGAGAACGCUCAUUGUGGAAAAAGUAGAUGAAAUUCAUCAUUCUUUUUGGAAGUUGUGACUUUAUGGAAUUCAUAACAGUAAUGCAGUGUAUACCUUUAAAGCAUAAACUGCUCUUUACAUUUUGCUACAUGCUAUGGGGUGCCAAGAGUGACAUGAUUUACAUUUUGAUGCUAAUUUUCCAUAUCUUUGAGGUACCUGGACCAUUAUUCAUUUAGCAAAACAUAACUGACUUUUGGUUCCAUGUUUGUAAAUGGUUAGGCAUUGAAAUGUAAAUAUGUGAAAUAAGUUAAAAAAGUCAAAUUUAAUAAAC
Messenger RNA from Pygocentrus nattereri (red-bellied piranha), 12723 nucleotides. RefSeq lists its product as uncharacterized. Gene Ontology annotation, biological process: positive regulation of blood vessel endothelial cell proliferation involved in sprouting angiogenesis. Gene Ontology annotation, cellular component: adherens junction; ruffle membrane. The record is from RefSeq and is a predicted model, not a curated record. Bases 338 to 6301 code for a protein of 1987 amino acids. Lineage: Eukaryota; Metazoa; Chordata; Actinopteri; Characiformes; Serrasalmidae. The transcript is spliced from 4 exons.